AUGAACGUAUGUCGUACGAACACAUCAAGCACGCUUGAAUCAUUCGACGCGCCCAGCGCUUCAGCAAUGAGGAAGAAACAUGGGGCUGCUGGUGAUGUGGCAUCGAAGAAGCGGAAGCUUGAUUCAGGCGAUGCGAAACCUUCCGGAGAACGUGACACCGUUGCAGCACUCCCUUGCCCUGCUACGCAACCAACGCACACCGGCUACAUCAUUUCGGCAACCUUAAUGCCAUCAUCUGUAUGA
Molecule: messenger RNA, 243 nt
Organism: Gongylonema pulchrum
Lineage: Eukaryota; Metazoa; Nematoda; Chromadorea; Rhabditida; Gongylonematidae
Source: the annotation of a GenBank genome assembly